AUGGCUAAGCGUCUAUUCGGAACAAUUCCUUAUAUUCUCCACCCACGCAAAAUCAUCCCUAAUACAAGACUAACUCUCGCACGCCCUAUUUCGACGUUCCAGAAAAUACCUAAGCCCUGUGAUCUAUUCGAGUACACCUAUAAUGAUAAUUUGAGACGACACGAGAGAAGACAAGUUUUCAAUAUCUCUGGACUUAAGCGCCUUGCUACUCUAGCUGGAGGCUUCAACCGGACUUUUCUGAUCACUAUACGAGAUAGCUAUCGAUUUAUUGCACAAAUUCUAUAUCCGGCUACCGAACUAAGAUUCCUAUUAGUCGCGAGUGAAGUCGCAACGCUAGGUUUUCUACGUGCUUAUAGUAUCCUAGUACCGAAGGUUUUUAGCUACUCUACUAUUGCAGAUAAUUGUGCGGGUACAGAAUAUAUAUUUAUAGAGUAUAUCUAA
Molecule: messenger RNA, 441 nt
Organism: Penicillium coprophilum
Lineage: Eukaryota; Fungi; Ascomycota; Eurotiomycetes; Eurotiales; Aspergillaceae
Product: Aminoglycoside phosphotransferase
Exons: 3
Coding region: 1-441 (146 amino acids)
Cellular component (GO): mitochondrion
Source: RefSeq, a predicted model, not a curated record